Messenger RNA from Diutina rugosa, 636 nucleotides. RefSeq lists its product as uncharacterized. The record is from RefSeq and is a predicted model, not a curated record. The coding region runs from base 1 to 636 and encodes 211 amino acids. Gene Ontology annotation, biological process: cristae formation. Gene Ontology annotation, cellular component: MICOS complex; mitochondrial crista junction. The transcript has a single exon. NCBI's taxonomy places the organism in Eukaryota, Fungi, Ascomycota, Pichiomycetes, Serinales, Debaryomycetaceae.
AUGGCCCGGUCCUUUUAUGAAGACGACGACAAGGUGUUGACGACCCCUGGGGUCAACACUCCUAUGCCGUCCAAGUUGGAAGAGGAGGAAAAAUUACACGGCAACCACUCGUUCGUCCAGGGCAUGGUUGUGCGGACGUCACCAGUGAUUGAGACCUACACCAAGGAACUUCGGAAAUGGCUCCACGAUAAGUACGCCAUCUACGGCGCCGAAUGGGAAACGCAAAAGUCUCUGUUCAACAACGAGUGGAACAACGUCAAGCGUGAGGUGGCGCAGACCGUCGCGGACCCCGUGUUGCCCAACCUCAUCUACAUCUUGACCGCCGCUCUCACCGGGUCGAUCUUGGUCAACCGCCGGCUGUUACCCACCCGGUUCAUUGUUCCUGUCAUUACUGGUGGUGCUGCCACUGCGUACUUUAUGCCCAAUACCUUCCGCAACUUGGAUAAGAAGCUCGAUCAGUUUGAGGCCCAGGUGGCCCCUCAAUUCCACCAGGAGCGGGAGAGAUUUGUCAACGAAGACGUCAAGGGGUUUGAGGAAGAAUUCAAGCGGGGGAUUCGUUACGCCAACGGGGCUUUGCAAAUGUCGAUUCAUGACGCUCGCUUGAAAUUGGCCCUGUUGUUUUCGGACGACAAGUAA